Tarenaya hassleriana is the source of this 4522-nucleotide messenger RNA. Its product is annotated as formin-like protein 18. The coding region runs from base 443 to 3991 and encodes 1182 amino acids. Lineage: Eukaryota; Viridiplantae; Streptophyta; Magnoliopsida; Brassicales; Cleomaceae. The transcript is spliced from 17 exons. The record is from RefSeq and is a predicted model, not a curated record.
AACCCAUAGAUUCUUCGAUCUUUCUCGUCCUGUCCGAAUCGGGCAUCCUCAAUCUCUUUCUCAAAUUCCCAAAGCUAUCACCUUGGAUCGAAGAAAACAAAACCCUGGCUCUCUCUAUGCGUUGUUCUGCUUUCUCCUUUUCUUGUGCAGAGCUAUCAACAUCUAUUUGAUUGAAAGCUAAGUCUCAAUCUUCGAACGGGGAGAAACAAAAGUGUGUAUGUGAAGACAAAUCCCCAAACAAGGAAAAAAAUGACCCACGUAUUGUUCCUUAAAGACCCAGCAAACACAUAAUCCGUGGUUUCUUUCUCUUGCCAUUUUCCUUUUGUUCUGCAGUGAUUUUGGUUUGUUAUUGUUUUCCUGCAAUGUUGUCCGAGUUUGGUGGUGGUCAUCAUUUCUAGGGUUGUGGGUUUCUUCUUCUUCUUCUUCUUUUUAAUCGAACCUCAUGGCGCUGUUCAGAAAGUUUUUCUACCGGAAGCCUCCUGAUGGGUUGUUGGAGAUUUCAGAGAGGGUUUAUGCUUUUGAUUGCUGCUUAAGCUCAGACAUGUUGGAAGACGACGAGUUUGGGGUCUAUGUGGGACGCAUAAUCUGUCAGCUACGAGAACAGUUUCAUGAUACUUCAUUCAUGGUGUUUAAUUUCCGUGAAGGAGAAAAGCAAAGCCAGAUUGGGAGAAUGCUAUCCGAGUAUGAUAUGACAGUCAUGGACUAUCCUCGUCAUUAUGAAGGUUGCCCUUUGCUGACAAUGGAAACCAUCCAUCACUUUCUGAGAUCUAGUGAAAAUUGGUUAUCGGUAAGUAAACAGAAUAUCUUACUGAUGCACUGUGAGCGAGGUGGGUGGCCAGUUCUGGCUUUUAUGCUUGCUUCUCUCUCGUUAUACCGCAAACAGAUUAGUGGAGAACAGAAAACACUAGACAUGAUCUAUAAGCAGGACCCUCGCGAGUUAUUACAGUUGAUGUCCCCUAUAAAUCCUCUGCCUUCACAAUUGAGAUAUCUUCGGUAUGUUUCAAGAAGGAAUGCCGGGUCACAAUGGCCUCCUCUAGACCGUGCUCUUACACUAGAUUGUGUCAUCCUUAGAGCGAUUCCUGAUUUUGAUGGUGAGGGUGGUUGUCGACCCAUAUUCAGGAUAUACGGUCAAGACCCUUUUAUGCCUGCAGAUCAAACAUCAAAGGUUCUUUUCUCGAUGCCCAAACGAAGCAAAGCUGUUCGCCAUUACAAGCAGGCAGAUUGUGGGCAGGUAAAGAUUGACAUCAACUGCCAUAUUCAAGGUGAUGUGGUGCUUGAGUGCAUUAACUUGGAUAGUGAACAUAAGAGAGAAGAGAUGAUGUUUCGGGCUAUGUUCAAUACAGCCUUUCUCAAAUCAAACAUUCUAAUGCUCAACCGUGAUGACAUUGAUGUUUCGUGGAGCUCAAUGGAUCGAUUUCCCAAGGUUUUCAGAGCUGAGGUUAUAUUUUCAGAGAUGGAUGUUGGUGGCAAUCUUGUUUCUGUUGGUAUGCCGCUUAUGGAGGAAAAAGAUGGCUUACCCAUGGAAGCAUUUGCCAAAGUUCAAGAAAUAUUCAGUGGCAUUGAAUGGUUGGAUCCAAAAUCUGAUGUUGCAGUGAAUGUCUUUCACCAAAUAACAGCAGCAAACAUUCUUCAAGAGAGCUUGGAAUCAGGUUCUCCUCAAAGCCCAUCACGAAGUUUAUUGGAAUCAGCUCUUGAGAAAGUUAAAGAGAAAACCAAGUUGAUGAUAGCGGAAAACGGGGCUGGAACUCCUAAUUCUGUCUCUGCUCAGGAGAAAGAAAACAACAAUGUCGCUUGGGACAAGCCUUGCACAGAUCCAAGUUCACCGCUUAAGAAGGUUGAACCUCAUGGACUUCGGGUUUCAGUCCAUAGAACAGCUCACUCUAAGAUAAUCUCCCCUUGGGUUGUCCUAAGUCCAGUAUCUUCACCAGUUUCAAGUCGUAAUCCCAAACAAGGAUCACCUGUAUCUAUAUCCAGAUAUCACAGUUCCCCAUCUAUCAUUGGCAUUACUUCUUUAUUGCAUGAUCAUGAUGAAUCUGAAGGUAAAGAGUCUACUUCAUCAUCCCCAGCUUCUAAGGGGACUUCACCAAUAAACCGACUGUCCAAGUUUAAUAGUUUCCCUUUUCGAACUAUAGGGUCAUACCCUGUUCCUGUUCCUCCUGCACCAUCACAGCAACAUUCUCAGCCACUGCCUUCUCCUCCACCGCCUUCACCACUGCCCAGAACAACCUCUUCUCCGCCGUCUCCAGCAGCAGUAGUGCCACUACCAGUACCACCUAGGGUUUCUCCUCUGUCCUCUCUGUAUUCCUCCUCUGCAUCAGAUUCUACCUGCAGUUCCACAGCGGCACCAGGGCCACCACCACCACCGCCACCACUACCUUUGAAGAACUUAACAAAUACAUCUGCCCCUCCACCCCCACCUCCACCUCCACCGCUGCUGCCUCUUUUGCAUUCCAGACAUCCUACUAGAAGUCAGUCUUCAUUAUUACCUGCGCCACCUCCACCUCCACCAUAUCUUCUAACACAUUCAGUAACCACAACAAGCCCUCCACCCCCACCGCCACCACCUUUGCGUUCUGGUUCUGUAUCAGGAACUGUAUCAUCCAUAAAUAAUCCAGCAGUGACAUCCCCGCCCGUGCCUCCUCCGCCAGCACCUGUACGUUUUUCUCAGUCUCAUAAUGGGGAUUGUGACAGAAAAAUUCCUCCAGUUCCUGGACCGCCAUUUGGUUUGAAAGGACGUGGGCUUUCACGGACCAAUCCUAGAGGUCAGUGUCAAACGAAAAAGACCAACUUGAAACCCUAUCAUUGGUUGAAGCUUACUAGGGUAGUGCAAGGAAGCUUAUGGGCUGAGGCACAGAAAUUUGGUGAAACUGCUAAGGCUCCAGAGUUUGACAUCUCAGAGCUUGAGAAACUCUUCUCCGCAUCUGCUCCUAACUCGGACAGUUGCAGUAAAGGUGGGAUAUUGGGUCGGAGCCCUUCAGGACGCAAAUCUGAGAAAGUGCAGCUGAUUGAACUGAGACGGGCAUAUAACUGUGAGAUCAUGCUUUCCAAAGUUAAAAUUCCUUUACCGGAUUUGAUGAGUUCCAUUCUUGCACUGGACGAGUUGGUGUUAGAUGUUGAUCAAGUUGACAAUCUAAUCAAGUUUUGUCCAACAAAAGAAGAAAUUGAAUUGCUCAAGGGCUACACUGGGGAUAAAGAGAAUCUGGGACGAUGUGAGCAGUUCUUUUUGGAAUUACUGAAAGUUCCACGGGUGGAAUCAAAGCUAAGGGUACUAUCAUUCAAGAUAGAGUUCCGCUCCCAGGUUUCUGACCUUAAAACAAGUUUGAAUGUUAUAAAUUCCGCAGCUGAUGAGGUUAGGAGCUCGGUUAAGCUAAAAAGGAUUAUGCAAACUAUACUUUCAUUGGGCAACGCUUUGAACCAUGGGACAGCAAGGGGCUCUGCUCUUGGAUUUCGAUUGGAUAGUCUUCUGAAACUCACUGAUACAAGAGCUCGGAACAAUAAGAUGACUCUGAUGCACUAUCUCUGUAAGGUACUUGCAGAAAAACUUCCAGAGCUACUUGAUUUUCCGAAAGAUCUGGUGAGCUUGGAGGCUGCAUCAAAGAGCCAACUAAAGUAUCUGGCAGAGGAGAUGCAAGCAAUUAGCAAAGGAAUGGAGAAACUUGUACAAGAGUUUACUGCAUCUGAAAAUGAUGGUCUGAUAUCAGAGCAGUUUUGUAAGAACUUGAAGGAAUUUCUUGGUUUUGCCGAAGGAGAAGUGAGGUCUCUGGCUUCUCUCUAUUCGACUGUGGGUAGAAGUGCUGAUGCUUUGGCUCUUUACUUUGGAGAAGAUCCAGCCCGUGUGCCUUUCGAGCAAGUUGUAUCCACCUUGCUGAACUUUGUCAAAAUAUUUGUACGGUCGCACGAGGAAAACUGUAAGCAACUUGAGUUUGAGAAGAAGAAAGCAUUGAAGGAAGCAGAGAGCGAGAGACUGAAAAUAAGUGGCAUUAAGGAGUAAGAAACUGAGGGUUGAAACAUGAGGCCACACCACACACACACACAUAGGAGAAGACACCAAAGUCCCUGUGUUCUCCUCUCUUACCCUCCUUGACUUUCCUUAGACCCCAAGCAAGCCAAAGCUACCACAGGAUGCGCAAACCAGAGAGGAGGUUAUAAUCUUGAAAGGACAGAACAUCCUGCGGAUUCUUAUCAGAUAUUUUCACCUCAUCUUUGCCAGAAACUCGGAGAAUUUUGUUGAGAUCGUUCUCUGACAAGACAUUGUUCGGAUUUAGGUUAGGAAGAAAAUGGAGGAACCCAUUUUUCUGGUAGACAGAGACGAAAACUGGCGUUAAGCUAUGAAGGAGAAGCUUAUGAAGAUUUGAAGAUUCAGAUUUUGUUUGAUUGAAGCAGAUUCACAGAAAGGCUCCCCUGUUUAUUUGCUGAAACAUGUUGCUUCUUGUAUAUUGUUGUUGGGAGUGGAAGGGGAUGAAUAUAUGUAUAUAUCAUCUAACAACAUUGGAAGUUUUUGCUUCAAGUUAAAAAAAAAAAA